This is a messenger RNA of Fomitopsis serialis, 1266 nucleotides long. RefSeq lists its product as uncharacterized. The transcript has a single exon. The record is from RefSeq and is a predicted model, not a curated record. Bases 126 to 1142 code for a protein of 338 amino acids. NCBI's taxonomy places the organism in Eukaryota, Fungi, Basidiomycota, Agaricomycetes, Polyporales, Fomitopsidaceae.
AGUCCGGAUCCGGGGCGACUGCAUGCCUAGUAUCCGCGGCUGCAAGAAGGGCUGCUGGUCUACCUCGUGUGCCGCUCGAGGUCUGCGAACACAUCAUUGAAUGCGUGCCGGUGGACGAGGACGUUAUGUGGCUCAAUGACUGCGAGAGGACACUGCGGGCGUGCUCCCUCACAUGUCGGGCUUGGCGACGCAAAGCUCAGACACAACUGUUCACCGAUCACAUAUUCCUCCAUAGGAUUAUCAUCCAGAGGUUCUUUCGUGCAGCGACCGCACGACCAGCACUCUUCACGAUGGUCAAGAACGUCGUACUGUGCGGAUCACAGUUCGAGAUACCUGCGGUUGCGGAAGCCUUCGAAAAGCGAGCGUGGCCAUUGGACAGCCUGCUUACUUUCGUCCUUAUGUUCGCGCGAAAGCUGAAAGGCUUGGAGCGUCUUUGCAUCACGCGCGGCGAAUGGAAGACAAAUCGACCUCUUCCCCUCGGUAAUGCCUUGUAUCAGGGCCUAUCAACCUUCAACUCUCUAUCGACACUUGUCCUGCGCAACUUAAUCCUUCCAUCCGCACACGAAUUCAAGGAAAUCAUUCUCGCGAUCGCCUGUCUCACUCGGCUCGAAUGCCAGACCAUAUUCUGGAAGAAAGUAGGCGUCAUUGGCCCUGCUGAUAUCCAAGCCCGUCAUCCGACCUUACGAACCCUCCAUAUCAAUUCUUACGCACCGGUCAAGCUCGAUGGGGAGGGAAGCAUGUACGCCUUCAUCAAGGAUAUAACAAGGGUACUCACCCUCAUCACUCCUGACGGACAAAUCACGGAGCUUGCAGCCAACCUGCGGUCCUUUCGUGAAUACAAACUGCAUGAAUGUUCCGAUCCAAACCAUCUCAAUACUCGCCAUACUUUUACUAUCCAUGACCUCGGAGGAUCAGGCAUCAGCCAAUUGCUACGACACGCCGGAACGGCACUACGAAGCCUCCGCCUGCAGCUCACUGGUUGGCGAUAUAGUCGUGUGGAGGAGAAAGAGAUGACUGGCGCUGUCGGUGAGUUCACUACGCUGUCUUGGCGAUAUUUAUACUCCAAUAAUCGUGCGACCUAUCAACAGAGGAACAUCUCAAACUCGCUUACAGCAAUCCAAACUUGGAGUCUCUUGAAAUAACGAUCCCUUACAUCGAGAACGAGACCAGCCUGUCUUGGCUCGGAAUCGUGCUGUCGAACGUCAAUCCGGAAACACUGCGAAACAUAUCGUUAGAUAUUCAGCUCAUAAGCAUCAUCCCAACCAA